Lodderomyces orthopsilosis Co 90-125 is the source of this 291-nucleotide messenger RNA. It is a transcript of the gene TOM6, whose product is annotated as Tom6p. The record is from RefSeq and is a predicted model, not a curated record. The coding region runs from base 1 to 291 and encodes 96 amino acids. The transcript has a single exon. NCBI's taxonomy places the organism in Eukaryota, Fungi, Ascomycota, Pichiomycetes, Serinales, Debaryomycetaceae. Gene Ontology annotation, biological process: protein import into mitochondrial matrix. Gene Ontology annotation, cellular component: mitochondrial outer membrane translocase complex.
AUGGUAUUGGAUAUUGAUGUGCACCAACGAUCAAAAAAAAAAAUGGCAUUCAAUGACGUUGAAAAAAAAAAAUUGAAAUGCAAAAGCAACAACACUUCUCAUUAUAUCAACUACAUAUCAAAGAUGAACUUUCAAACAAGAGCACCACCAAAGGCUAAAGAAGAGAAAUCAACUUUUCAAAAAAUCAAAGAAACCCCUGCUUUUGCUGUUGGUACACAAGUUGCUUUAUUCGGUUUAGGUGUUUUAUUCAUCCAAUCACCAUUGAUGGAUAUGUUGGUGCCACAAUUAUAG